AUGAUCCAUAAAUUUGUUCUCGCUGCCCUUCUGCUUGCACCUAGCGUGCUCGGACGGGCCCUUCCUGAGGAUGUCUCCACCGACAUUGCACUGGAGAAGCGAGACCUCGGCUUCGCUUCUGCUGUCGACUUCACCAAGCGAGAUGAUCUGGACAUCUUAGCCCGCGAGACCGUGACACCUGAUGAUGCCGAAGUCGACGAGGCAGAUCCUGACAAGCUGCACAAGAAGAAGAAGCACAAGAAGGGAAAGAAGCCGUUCCCCAAGCUUCCUCCCCGUGAAGAAGAGGAGGCUGAGGAGGACGAGUCGGUUGAGGCUGGCACCGACAAGUUGCAUAAGAAGAAGAAGUCCCACAAGAAGGGCAAGAAGCCCUUCCCCAAGCUUCCGCCCCGUGAGGAGGACACUGAAGAGGAGGAUGAGUCUGUCGAAGCCGACACCGAUAAGCUGCACAAGAAAAAGAAGUCCCAUAAGAAGGGAAAAAAGCCCUUCCCCAAGCUCCCUCCCCGCGAGGAGUCUGAUGACGAAGAGGAGGACUCCCUCUCAGCCGACCCCGAGAAGUUCCACAAGGAUAAGAAGGGCAAGAAGCCUUUUCCUCCUCCACCGCCACCCAAGAAGGGCAAGCAUCCCCCACGUGACGAAGACGCUGAAGAGGAAGAGUCUGCUCCUGCCGAGCCUGACAAGUUGCACAAGAAGAAGCGUGAGUAA
Messenger RNA from Phaeoacremonium minimum UCRPA7, 702 nucleotides. RefSeq lists its product as hypothetical. The record is from RefSeq and is a predicted model, not a curated record. The transcript is spliced from 5 exons. The coding region runs from base 1 to 702 and encodes 233 amino acids. NCBI's taxonomy places the organism in Eukaryota, Fungi, Ascomycota, Sordariomycetes, Togniniales, Togniniaceae.